GUGGUGGCUGCGGCGUCGGGCCUGCCGCAGAGGUGCCGCAACCAGCGCGAAUGCCGCAAUGUCAGGCCGACCGGCAGACCUCUCCGAGCCCCCGUGGGCGCCCUCAGGUCCCCAGUGAGGCCGCCCAGGGCCCAGGCGCCAGGAGUGAGGCGCCCCGCGAGGAGGCCCGCACCUGCUGCUGCUCCUACCGCUGCUCCUGCCGCGGCGCCGUCGUCAGAGCUGGCUGCGGCGCCCCUGAGUGAGGACGAGUUCGACGUGAAGCCGCAGGUGGGCGUGGACGGGUGGCUGGCGUCGCCCAAGAGGACGACGCAGCCCGCCAUCGAGGCCAGGACGGAGCCGCCCUCCAAGGCCGACAAACCCGGCAGCUGCGACACGCCCAAGGGAUUCGGGAUCAAGUGCAUGACGAGGCUGGACCAGUGCACGAAGGACACGAACCAAUGCUGCAUGGCGACGCGGCCACCUGCUGAUGAAGCGUUAACGUAA
Molecule: messenger RNA, 483 nt
Organism: Penaeus vannamei (Pacific white shrimp)
Lineage: Eukaryota; Metazoa; Arthropoda; Malacostraca; Decapoda; Penaeidae
Source: RefSeq, a predicted model, not a curated record